CUCUCUUCCCAUUCACAGGUAUGAGAAUCUUGGUGAAUUUGCUGCUGGACACACUGCCUAUGUUAGGAAAUGUACUCCUUCUGUGUUUCUUUGUCUUCUUUAUAUUUGGAAUAAUUGGGGUACAACUUUGGGCUGGACUUCUACGUAACCGUUGUUUCUUAGAGGAAAACUUUACUAUACAAGGGGAUAUAACAUUGCCACCUUACUACCAGCCUGAAGAAGAUGACGAGAUGCCAUUUAUCUGUUCUUUAUCUGGUGACAAUGGAAUCAUGGGAUGCCAUGAGAUUCCACCUCUUAGGGAUCGGGGUCAUGAAUGCUGUCUAGAUAAAGAAGACUAUUAUUAUUACAACUCCAUUCAUCAGGAGUUCAAUGUCAGUGGCAUGUGUGUCAACUGGAAUCAGUACUAUAAUGUUUGCCGUACCAGCAACACAAACCCUCAUAAGGGUGCC
This is a messenger RNA of Staurois parvus, 449 nucleotides long. NCBI's taxonomy places the organism in Eukaryota, Metazoa, Chordata, Amphibia, Anura, Ranidae. The record is from the annotation of a GenBank genome assembly.